Messenger RNA from Oxyura jamaicensis (ruddy duck), 2873 nucleotides. RefSeq names its product BCL10 immune signaling adaptor (gene BCL10). NCBI's taxonomy places the organism in Eukaryota, Metazoa, Chordata, Aves, Anseriformes, Anatidae. The transcript is spliced from 3 exons. Bases 58 to 795 code for a protein of 245 amino acids. Gene Ontology annotation, cellular component: CBM complex; cytosol. Gene Ontology annotation, biological process: positive regulation of extrinsic apoptotic signaling pathway; adaptive immune response; apoptotic process. The record is from RefSeq and is a predicted model, not a curated record. Gene Ontology annotation, molecular function: NF-kappaB binding; transcription coactivator activity; protein kinase B binding.
CGGGGCGCGAGCCGGAAGCGGCGCCGGGGGCGGCUUUCCGCGGCGGCGGCUUCCGCGAUGGAGGCCGCGGGGUCGGGCCCGGCCUCGGCGGCGGCGGGGCGGCCGCUGACGGAGGAUGAGAUGGCCGACGUGAAGAAGGAGGCUCUAGAAAGGAUGCGACCUUACUUGUGUGACAAGAUUAUAGCUGAGAGACACUUUGAUUACCUACGUUCAAAGAAAAUACUCACCAGAGAGGACACAGAAGAGAUCUCUUCUCGAUCUUCCAGUAGGAAAAAAACUGGGAAGUUGUUGGACUACUUAGCAGAAAACCCAAAGGGACUAGAUGCUUUGAUUGAAUCUAUCAGGCGAGAAAGAACACAAAACUUUCUGUUACAAAAGAUAACUGAUGUAGUGUUGAAAGUCAAAAAUGAAAAACUUGAAGCUCUCAAAGGUCUAAGCUGUAGCACCUGCACGACCUCACUGUAUGAAGGAACGAAUAAUCUUUCUAGAUCGUAUUCUGAUGAAUCUAAUUUUUUUGAUAAAACAAAAGACAAAGAAUCAACCCAGAUGCAUCAUCCGGAAGAAGAUUAUAGCACUGCUGCAUUUAUGUCUGCUGUCUCUCUUCAUUCCAUGAAUUUACCAAUUGCAGAGACGGGAAAUGCAGAGAGUGUGGUUUUCUCAGCCACCCUUCCAGGCCCUGGAGACCCUGGUGCACCCCCUCUCCCACCAGAGCUCCAGUCAGAACAGCAAGAACCAUCUACUAGUUCAAGUGACAAUUGCUUUUUGCCUCUAAGAUCACGUUCUCUUCAACCUUAGUGAACUUAGUGACUUUUGUCUAUUCAUCCAGAGGGUACUGAAACAGCCUAUGAUGUCUUAUAAGGGUAAAAAAAAAAAAAAAAUGUUUUCAAACUGUUUAUUUGUGAAAUCAGAGGAAACAGUCCAUGCUAUUUGCUGUUUUUUAACAUUUUUUUUGUAAUCGGGUGACUACCUGCUUGAUUUCAUGUUAUUUAGGAAGCUUUUACAAGAAAAAAAUGAUGAUACUGCGCCAGCAAAGUUUUGUGAUUUUUUUUAACAAUAUAUUUAAGAUUUCAUGUUUAGUUGCAGACAUUUAAGCUGCAGUUUACAGAACAGUAACUAAGAAACCUGGUGUUCUUAGCCUUUCUGUGACAGGUGAAAGGCAAAGGUGGUUAGGAAAAGUACUGAGUAUUGAAAUUAACUUCCUGAACUAAACGCUUUAGCUCGCUUGCAGAAAAGCUUGACCUCAUUUGCCAAAUUAAAUAUUUCUCUGUAGGAUAAAGUCUGUCCUCAAUGUAUGUAUAUUAUGUGCAAAAAGUAUUUCCAUUUGCAAAGAACAAAUCUGACCAAAUCUGUUGAUAUGCUUACUUGCAAGAAGUCUUAGUUUUUUGAACUUUUUGUCUACCAGUACAUUGAAAGGUACUCAGCAUCACAUAUACUUCCACAAGCCUUAACAUAUAAUUCUUGUAUAUUAUUGAGAGAUUUGUGAUUUGAGAUGCACUUUAAAUAUAAAUUCUCAUUAAUACUGGUAAAGGAACCUAAACUGCUGUAACCCCAUCAUGUGGGCUGUGAGAAAAUGCUGUUGUAUAAUGCUGUUAAGGACUAAUGCUUGUAUGUUUUGUCCCAGUAGGUAAGUAGAGGAGUCGUGUAGCAGGAAAGCAUCCUUAACUGGAGGAUUCUUGGAAAUGUUGCACUUAAGAUACAUACUCCUCAAGGCAGAUAGACACGUUUACAUUUCAAAUUGCUUAGUCAAAGGUAUUUAAACCAUUUGAGCAUGGGAAGGUUCUCAUAUUUCUUGACACAAUAUAACAUGCUAUAUUCCUCUCAUACUCUACUCUUGAGUUGUAAUCUACUUUUUAUGAAGGUGGCCUUUAAUCACUUUAAAAUUAUUAGACAAAAACAAACUCUUCCUUGGAAAUGUCUACAGUUACGUUCUGCAAAACUACACUUCAGUAGUUUCAGUAUAUCAAAAGGUAGGUUUGUAUUUAAGGUCUUAAUUAUUUGGGCUCAUAUACAGUUCUGUAGCUGUAUAAUUCCAUUCAAAUUCAAAGCCAGGGUAAUAAUUUGGGGCAGUAACCCUAAAUUGUGCUCUCCUUUUGAUGUCCUGCAGAAGGCCUCUCUAAAUUUUUAUUUCAUGAUUGCUAUGGUUUUGGAAGUAGGUUAAAAUAAACUGGACAGAUCAAUUAUACUCUGUAUUCAGUAUGUGAAUAGCUUACAUUUGCUAAAGAUGUGGGCUUCUGUUUAGUGUUUAUAAAAUCCUUGAUUUUCUGGUAUACAUCUAAGGUGACAGACUGUCAGGAUGGUGCAAGUGCUUGUAAAUGAAACUUCAGUACAGAAGGCACUCUGGGAUUUAAGUACCUAAAUACAAGGAAAAUCUUGCUCUCUAUCGUGAACUGGAGGGUAGGUGUAAAUCUCUCUUCCACUAACUUGAACUAUAGUUGCAUGUACUCAGGAUGUAUAAAAGUUGGUUUAAAUAUCCCUUUGUUCACUAUAAACCAUUUGAGUUGCACUUGUGUUCUCAAACUUUUUUUCCCCUCCUUGUUUUAACCUCCUUAGAAGCUUAGUUUUGGGUCUGUUCUUGGAUUCUCGUAAAUGGAGGGGAGUAAGUAAGGGACGGAGAGCAAGCUUGGCCUUAGCUGAAAGAGCAUCAGCUCGAGGUAAAAAACACGUUGCAGUUCUAAAUCAGAACUUGCAUUGUUUGCCGCCUGCCACACAGCACAGUGUGCAGUAGGCCUGCCUAUACAGGGAUUACUCCUGUAAUGGAGCCUGUUAACCUGAGACUUUAAAUGAAUGUAUUAUCUUACCUAUGUUUGUAAGGUGCAUUUUUUAAAAAAAAAUAUUUUUAGCACAACUUUUGGAAUAAAUUCUUUUGUAUAAUU